UGCAUUCGCUUGAGUAACGUUCCGCUGGCAGCGACAACUAUUACGGCAUUCUCAAAGGUUCCCCCACCAAGAAAACCCCGGCCAAAGAUCAUCGAAACAUCAUGCGCCUAUUGAUAAUCAGUGUUUUCCUUCUGGCAAUUUGUCUUGGCGCCCGAGCAGAUGUUUCCCAAUUGGUGAGAUCUGGUAAUGGAUUUUUAUACGACGUGCCCAAGGUCACGGAACUGGAACUGGAGGUCAACAACGAGUUUCCCACUGGCGAGGAGUUUCCCCAAGAUGCCAUUCCCGUGGCUCCUUCCGAUGCAGAACUUGGCCAGGCUGAAGAUCAUGAAGAACCAGUGGUGACAGCAGCAUCUAGACCUGCUUCAUUCAAGAAAAUCCACGGAUACAAAUACAAGGUGCCCAGCCGGCGCUUCAAGAGCUAAAUAACCGCCUUAGUAAUUUGAAUUUGUACCAAAGUUUCG
This is a messenger RNA of Drosophila eugracilis, 461 nucleotides long. RefSeq lists its product as uncharacterized. Lineage: Eukaryota; Metazoa; Arthropoda; Insecta; Diptera; Drosophilidae. The transcript is spliced from 2 exons. Bases 102 to 422 code for a protein of 106 amino acids. The record is from RefSeq and is a predicted model, not a curated record.